AUGGGAGGCGACGUAGUCGUGGGUGGACAUUGGUUGGUCGAAGAAAAAAUCGGAGAGGGGUCUUUCGGUGAGGUCUUUCGAGCCGUGCACACGACAACCAAUGAACGAUAUGCGAUAAAGCGAGAAGUAAUUGACAUCGUUCAUCCUCAACUACCGCAUGAGGCUGAGGUACUCAAGCUACUCAAAGGAGCGAGUUUCAUACCAAAGGUAUAUUGGUUUGGAACAGAAGGCAUAUAUAAUGCCAUGAUUAUUGAUUUGUUUGGGCCCAACCUGAGAUUGCUCCGAAAAGCAUAUGCAAAACUUCCUGUACAUUUCGUGAGUGAUGUGGCUCAGCAAAUGGUAACGAUAUUAGAAUACAUACAUAAACAAGGUGUUGUGUACAGGGACGUUAAGCCCGAUAACUUUCUUCUAGAAAGGAACUUCCCGUUACAAAUAAGCCGACUUGCCGCAUUUGACUCUGAUGAUGAUGCAUCCGAGACUAAACUUAAGGAUCUAAAACUUUUGGUCAGCAGAAAACACCACAUUAAUAUUGUAGAUUUCGGAUUAUCCGCGUUCUAUAUAAAUCAUGAAACUGGAAAGCAUAUCCCAAAGAAUCACCAUUUGACGAAGAAUAAAACUGGAACUGCUCGUUACGCCUCUCUAGGCGUUCAUAGGGGGCUUCAACAUUCUCGUCGUGACGAUAUGGAGUCUCUAGGUUAUGUUUUACUAGAACUAUUACGAGGUGAUCUUCCUUGGGCCGGAGUUACCGCACGUAAUUCCCGUCAAGGGUGGGCAAAGAUGUUAAAGAUAAAAGAGGAAAUUCCAUUGGAUGAACUAUAUGAAGGCUUUCCAAGAGGGUUUAUGCUUUAUCUUCAAUAUGCAAGAAGUUUACAAUACGAUGAAGAACCGGAUUACAGUCGCUUGCGAAAAUUGCUAGCCGAUACGGUUGGAAGCGGGAUGGAAGCCGAAAAAGUGACUAGAGAACCUUUAUUUUUUGAUGAAAUUUGUGAACGUCCUCUUUCUCCACGUCAACGAAGUAUCAGGUCACAAUCUCCGCUGACGAUAAAAUCUCCACGUGGCGGAAAUGAUUACGAUGAUGAAAUUCCUUAUGUUUCACCUCCACCUUCACCUUUUUAUAAAAGAAAGAAUUUUUCAUGGCGCACUAAAAACAAGGAUGAUAUGACUUGUUUUGGUGCACCAGAACGUGCAAAUUCUUUAACCACAUCUCCUAAUACAAAUGCGACUCAAACAUAUCAAAAAUUCGGCACUGUAUCCCCACGUUCUUUCUCGUUACCUUACCGUGACCCUGGUUACACUGACAAUAGUUAUCACCCUAAUGGUCGAGAUGAACGACGUGGAAAACGUCCUGAAAAUAUCAGAAAGUCUUCAUAUAGUCGAAGACCUUCCGUGAAAACUACUUGGAACAUUGUUAAAGAUUCGAAUGCUCAAUGGGAACAAGAGGUUCAAAAAUAUGAAAAUGCUUGGAAAAAUGGUCAAUCUUGGAAUGAUAAUAAUUUCGAUAGCCAAGAUAUUAAUUCUGUUCCCUCAACUCCGAUUAAUGAGUACGGUUUUUGGAUUGACAAUGCUGAUCAAGAAUUUUCAGGCUUUGAUGGUGGAUUGGUUGGUGAUACUGAUGGUUGGAUAAAUCAUGUUAAUGAUGAGAACAUUUAUAUGACAGAAAAAUCGUCUAAACAUAGGACUCAAGUUAUUCGUAAUGGUGCUGAUGGAAAUCAAAAUAAUCAAGAUUAUUUCGAUUUGGAACGAACUCGAGCCAAUUCUAUAAAAGGAACUCGUGAUUUGCGAGAUAUACAAAGUAGAAGACCUUCAAUCCCUUCUCCUUUAUCAAUUGCUAUUCCAUCAAAUAAUAUACAAUCUCAAAAUGUUGCUUCUCCAAAUAAAAAAUUUGAUAUUCCACAAUAUGAGGAUGAAACAGAUGAAAAUGUUCCCCUAGGUCCUAGACGAAGUAUUCCUAAUAUUCGUCCAAAUUCUUUAGCUUCCAAAUUCCUCAAACGGAGUGUUCCAAAUCUUCGAGAUGCUGCUGGUAGUGGUCAUACGGUUCCUCCACCAUCAUCUACUAUUAAAAGAACUAUUGCUCAUAUGCAAGAUACACAAUUAGCAACAACUCAAGGAACAAGAAAAUCUAUUCCUACAGGCGGUAAUAAUGCCCGUUAUGGUUAUGUUACAAAAGAAUCUCCAACUAAUACGAACCAUUCUUCACGAGAUGAUAAAGAUAAUAAUACCACUACGAGCCAAAAUUAUAGAUAUUCACCACAAGAUGCUCGAUAUUCUCCUCAAGAUACAAGAUUUCCUUCAGGUCGAGAUGGAAUUAGAAACCGUGAACGUGCUAAUACUUUUAGUUAUAAUAAUAAAGAUUCUCGUUUAGUACCUAUUCCUCAAACGAUUCCUCCACGUCAAGGCAAUAGAAUAUUUAAUAGAGAACGUUCUUAUACAUUCACCAGUGGAAAUUCUCCAGUUAGUCCUAAUACACCUUAUCCAUUUGAUACACCUUCUCCACCACAUUAUCAUACGAACGGUAGAAGGGAAAGGUCUUACACUUUCACAGAUGGUGGAAGAUAUAGAGACAAUAAUUUCAAUACUGGAAAGAAUGUAUAUGAUCGGCAUCGCCCUCCUACUUUUGGACGUAAUUUUGGACAACAAAAUUUCGGUUCUGAAAGAAAUGGAAAUAAUAAUACCUCAAGAUCACAAAUUAAUAGUCAUUCACCGGUUGAACAAAAGGAUAGCUUGAGCCCUGGAAAAAUUCAAGGGGAAAAUUUUCCUCCACGUGCCAAGUCCGCAUCUCCUUCAUAUUUUCAUAGAAGAAAUAAUUCCAACGAAUCAGAGUCCGUGGAUUCUAAAAAGACCGGCCAAUCUUUAAAUAUUACAGCAAAUUCGUCUUCGACUGAAAGUUCUACUUCUCCUUAA
Dentiscutata erythropus is the source of this 2901-nucleotide messenger RNA. Lineage: Eukaryota; Fungi; Glomeromycota; Glomeromycetes; Diversisporales; Gigasporaceae. The record is from the annotation of a GenBank genome assembly.